UGUGGUACUGAUGGUAACUGUGAAUGUCGAGUUGAACCGAAUUUCACGAAGCCUUUCAUUCUGCCGGCGGCACGGACCACAUGACCAGCCCCGACGGAGGCGGAAUUUCUUUCUGCUGCUUGACUUCCUGUACUCUUACAUCUGUUUUGCGGCGCGAGUCGUGGUCUUUUCUUCUAUUUAUUUCUUGAAAUCAUAUUAACAUCUUUCGAUUACUCCUUUCUUUAUACUAAAUCACUGAGGUGCGCGUCGAAAUCCAAUCGCGGAGCCGCAUUCAACCACCCCGAUUCGUAUCCUUCGCUAGCUCCUUUUCAUCUCACACAUUCGCUUCCCCACGACGUCGUAUCAUCUCACCAUGUCCGCUAGCCCCGAGCCCGAGACAAAGCUUACUCUUACCGCUGACCCUGUCGCGGAAGAUGAUGGCCAGCCCGAGCAAGACGCCAAAGCCGCCACGCCGAUCGCAGGCGACAACGACAACGACGAGAACGAGGGAGCAGAGCUGAAGGAGCAAAUCGAUGGAGCGGAUGAUGAUGAGGAAGACGAGGAGCUAGCUAAGCCGGCGGCUGCCGGGGACGAUGACAAUGACGAUGAAGAGGAGGCCAACGCUGACGGCUCUGACGACGAGUCAAUUCUUUCUGAAGUCGAUGAGGCGCAAUUUGAGGACUUUGAUCCUGAGAAUGUCGAUGUUGAGGAUCGGCCGCAGUUGGCGAUUGACGAGGAGAAUUUGAAGUUGGUCGGUCGGCACAAGCGCAAGAGGACUGAGGAGGAUGGUGAUGGUGAGCGUUCGUCGAGAAGGAAGAAGGAGGGUCGGCGUGAGAAGAAGACUCGUCGUAUGAGGGAGUUGGAGGAGGGUGGUGAGGAUGAUGAAGGGGAAGGCAAGUCGAGGAGGAGGGAGAAGAAGAAGAGAGAUGCUACCCCUGAUGAAGAGUUGUUGGAUCCUGAGACGCGUCGUCGUCGGGCCCUUGAUCGGGCUAUGGACCAAGCGUUGAAGAAGCCUACGAAGCGACGUGCCAAGAAGGCUGAUGGAAUCGACCUCGAGCAAAUGGCCGAUGCUGAAAUCGAAAGCAUGCGCAAGCGCAUGACCAACGCCGCUCAAAUGGACGCCUUUGCCCGUCGGGAGGGCAAGCCCGCCAUGCACAAGCUCAAGAUGUUGCCAGAGGUUGUCUCGCUGCUCAACCGCAACCAGUACAUGAACAGUCUGGUUGACCCGGAAAUCAACCUUCUAGAGGCUGUCAAGUUUUUCCUCGAGCCACUUGAUGACGGAUCCUUGCCAGCCUACAACAUCCAGCGCGAUCUGAUGAAUGGCUUGGCCAGGCUCCCCAUCAAUAAAGAGGCCCUGGUGGCCAGUGGAAUCGGUAAGGUGAUUGUGUUUUACACUAGGAGCAAACGCCCCGAGGCUGGCAUUAAGCGUCUGGCGGAGCGUUUGCUUGCGGAAUGGACGCGACCUAUCUUGCAGCGCAGUGAUGACUAUUCGAAGCGGGUUUACCAGGAGGCUGCAUUCGAUCCUACGAAACUCACCAACCGCGCACCCACGGCCCAAGCGACUGCGGCGGAAGCCCGGGCACGAGAACUUCUUCCUCCCCGACUGGCAAACCGUGCCCGUGCCGAAAUUACGCACACCAGCUACACAGUGGUGCCCCGUCCAACAAUGGUGCAGGAGAGCAAAUUCGCUCGUCCUCUGGGAGCCAGUGGCGAGGAUCGGUUCCGACGGAUGCGGGCGCGACAGAUUGCAGCUUCGAAGGGAUCUCGAAAAUAGAUACUGGUCUAUACGGUUCCUUUCGCCAUGCUUUUUUUAUUAUUCUUAUUUCCGGUUUUUUGGUCAGGUUGUCAUGGCGUAUGGGCGUAUUGCAUCUUAUUUGAAAUUGCUUGUGUAUUAUGCAUCUAGAAAUGGAUAUUAUACAGAGUCCAAUCUAAUAAUAAACAGAACAAGCAUUACUCGUGCGAUAGGAUAGACUCGGUAGAACCCGCCGAGCUAUACCCGGCGGUAGUCGCCGAGCAGAUCCCGACCCGGGCGACGUCACACCCGGUUUUUGGUCGGCUCUUCAUGACGCAGAAAUUUGAUUAUAUCAGACCAUCGUUCGGGGUCUGUCACUUCACUCCGUGUCGCCAUUUUCUUCGAUCUUUCGCUCACAAUCCGGAAUUGUUUCUUCUCUACCAUCUUAUAGGAUUUUCACCUCUAUAGAAUCUAAUACCCCAACAUGAAGCUCUUAUCAAAGGAAGAAGAGGAUGCACACUACAG
Aspergillus ruber CBS 135680 is the source of this 2236-nucleotide messenger RNA. Its product is annotated as transcription factor SPN1. Gene Ontology annotation, cellular component: nucleus. The record is from RefSeq and is a predicted model, not a curated record. Bases 353 to 1753 code for a protein of 466 amino acids. The transcript has 4 exons. Lineage: Eukaryota; Fungi; Ascomycota; Eurotiomycetes; Eurotiales; Aspergillaceae. Gene Ontology annotation, biological process: poly(A)+ mRNA export from nucleus.